Messenger RNA from Penicillium waksmanii, 699 nucleotides. RefSeq names its product ankyrin repeat domain-containing protein. Gene Ontology annotation, biological process: protein localization to ciliary inversin compartment. NCBI's taxonomy places the organism in Eukaryota, Fungi, Ascomycota, Eurotiomycetes, Eurotiales, Aspergillaceae. The coding region runs from base 1 to 699 and encodes 232 amino acids. Gene Ontology annotation, cellular component: ciliary inversin compartment. Gene Ontology annotation, molecular function: protein binding. The record is from RefSeq and is a predicted model, not a curated record. The transcript is spliced from 2 exons.
AUGUCCCUGGGGAGGAUCGCGACGGAUCUGCCUACGAGCUUUAGCUCGAAGACUGAUGUGCAGGCUCGUCGUUGCAGCCGAAUGCUGUGGUGGGCGAUUGAAAGAAAUGACAUUGCGACAACAGCUCUCACCCUCGGCCACCCCGACUUCAAUGUGAACCUGCCCGACCGUCAUGGUGAAACUCCGAUUACUCACGCCGCGGCCCGGGGGCGUACUUCUAUCCUACAGCUGCUUCUCCAUGAACCAGACGCCAACGUGAAUGCCACAGACAGUUAUGGAAAUACACCGCUGGCCCGAGCCGCAGAAGAAGGUUACAGAGAAGUGGUGGAAGUCCUGCUGGAGCAUCGAGACACCAAAAUCGACUCAAGAAAUUCGUUCAACGCCACACCUCUGGCGUUGGCAGCAGAAGGAGGACAUAAUGAAAUAGUGAAAUUCCUGCUUGGUCGCAAAGAUACUGACGCCGACUCGAUGGACGAUGAAGGAUGCACUCCCCUCGCACGGGCAGCUGCAAUGGGCCACGAAGCAAUCGUUCGCGUGCUUCUUGACCGAGUGGAUGUCGCGAUCAAUUCCAGGGAUAAGGACGGGUAUACACCUUUGGCGUGGGCGGCACGGAGAGGCCACGGUGCCAUUGUGGGGGCUUUGAUGGAACGGCAAGAAAUCGACCUGAAUUCGAGGGACCACGAUGGGGCAGAGAAGUAA